Salmo salar (Atlantic salmon) is the source of this 1098-nucleotide messenger RNA. It is a transcript of the gene tyms, whose product is annotated as thymidylate synthetase. The record is from RefSeq and is marked provisional. Gene Ontology annotation, cellular component: cytosol; mitochondrion. Gene Ontology annotation, biological process: dTMP biosynthetic process. Lineage: Eukaryota; Metazoa; Chordata; Actinopteri; Salmoniformes; Salmonidae. Gene Ontology annotation, molecular function: thymidylate synthase activity.
GGAGUUGAAGAAGGUAACCAGUGCAUGAAUUGUGUCAGUAUUGUUUUUGUGAAACUAACCAACAAAAUGCCUGCUACUUCUGACAUACACACAGCCGCACCUAGUAAGAACGAGGAGCCUAAGAAAGCAGAUAGUCAGGUGGGACAAAGUUCGUUCUCUCUCUUAUGUGAUGAACGCGGGUAUCUGAACCAAUGUGAAUACAUUUUGCAACAUGGACAUCGAAAGGGAGACCGAACAGGAACGGGGGUCAUCUCAGUUUUCGGUUCACAAACGAGAUACAGUCUCCGGGAUCAGUUUCCUUUGCUGACGACGAAAAGGGUUUUCUGGAAAGGAAUUCUCGAAGAACUACUGUGGUUUAUCAAAGGCUCAACAAAUGCUAAGGAGCUCACAGAGAAAGGGGUGAGGAUCUGGGACGCAAAUGGAUCGAGACAGUUCCUGGACAAAAUGGGGUUUACAGACCGGGAGGAGGGAGACUUGGGACCCGUGUAUGGUUUCCAGUGGAGGCACUAUGGUGCAGAAUACAGCGACAUGCACAAAGAUUACACAGGACAAGGUGUUGACCAACUACAGAAGGUUAUUGACACUAUCAAGACUAAUCCAGAAGACAGGAGAAUCAUCAUGUGUGCAUGGAACCCCAAGGACCUGCCCCACAUGGUGCUGCCCCCCUGCCAUGCCCUGUGCCAGUUCUAUGUCAUUGAUGGGGAGUUGUCGUGCCAGCUGUACCAGCGCUCGGGGGACAUGGGCUUGGGAGUGCCCUUCAACAUCGCCAGCUACGCCCUCCUCACCUACAUGAUCGCCCACAUCACAGGACUCAAGCCUGGGGACUUUGUGCACACUCUGGGAGAUGCUCACAUCUACAGCAACCACAUCGAACCCCUCAAAGUGCAGCUCCAGAGAGAGAUUCGGCCCUUCCCCAAGCUGAAGCUACUCCGGACGGUUGAGAAAAUAGAUGACUUCCGUGCAGAAGACUUUGAGAUUGUUGACUACAAUCCCCACCCCACCAUCAAAAUGCAGAUGGCAGUUUAAAUGGGCUUCAAUGAACUAAUAUAUGUGUGGAUGUUGUUGGUUUUUUUUGUAAAUAAAGUUCAAUACUUUCUG